This is a messenger RNA of Plasmodium inui San Antonio 1, 4398 nucleotides long. RefSeq lists its product as hypothetical. NCBI's taxonomy places the organism in Eukaryota, Apicomplexa, Aconoidasida, Haemosporida, Plasmodiidae. The record is from RefSeq and is a predicted model, not a curated record. Gene Ontology annotation, cellular component: BAT3 complex. Gene Ontology annotation, molecular function: polyubiquitin modification-dependent protein binding; misfolded protein binding. The transcript has 7 exons. Bases 1 to 4398 code for a protein of 1465 amino acids.
AUGGAGGAAGACGGCAACUUAAAGAUAAAAAUCAAAACCAUCGACAACGAGGAAUUCGAGCUGGAAGUAACAGGAGACACCAGCACGGAGGAAAUAAAGAACAUCAUUGCGGAAAGGAAAAGCGUGGACAAGCAGGACAUUCGAUUGAUAUACCAAGGGCAGUGCUUAGCCAACGAGAAGAGUGUUGCAGAUUAUAACAUACAAAAUGAUCAUAUCAUUCAUCUGGUGGUGAGGAAAAAGGAAAACAUUGCCAAUCAAGGUGACGAAAAUGGGAACACUGCAAACAGCGGAGAUGCUAUGAAUGGGAACAGCCACCCCACGAACAUCGACGGAAAUGCAAACAUAUUUAGGAGCAACGACGGCAGCGUAAUAGGGGACCCCCUGCAUAUAAACUUCAGCUCGAAUGUCCACAUGAACGGCAACAAUGGGAACAUGCCCAAUGGAGGCACCGCUUCUAAUCUGCCCAAUGCUAGUGCCAACCCUAAUGUGGGAUCCUCCUCCACACCUCUGUACUUCACGCACAUGAGAUUAACAAGGAAUGACAAUAUGGAUGGAGAUCUGAUGGGCCAGACAAACAUAUGCUCCCUGCUAAAUGACAUAAUGAGUCAGGUGAACAUCAAUCCGAAUUUUAUUUAUGGUGCGGCGACGGCGGCUGCCACUGCGGCUGCGAAUGCUGCGGCGACGAAUGCGGCAGGGGUGGGAAGCGGUCCAGGAAGUGGUAUAGGGGGAGGUAUAGGAGGCGGGUUAGGAAGCGCGAUGGGGAGCGGCCUCGGAACUGGUCUUGGAAGCGCCAUGGGGAGUGGCCCCGGAACUGGUUUUGGGAGCGUCAUGGGGAGCGGCAUCGGAACUGAUCUUGGAAGCGCGAACGGAGAGAAUAUUUUCACCGCGGCGAUGAGGACCACCGGCAUAAACCCCAACGCGAGCGAAUUUGUCGCUCCCAGCCACGUGAACGGGGCGAAUGAUCAGAAGAGCGAGGCCGUAAACGCAAAACAGGGCGCGGAAGAAAAGACAGAUGAGAAGAGGGAAAAGACGAACGGGAACAUGGCAGGAGGGAGCAAAAGCGAAUCCUCAUUGGAUAAUAGCUGCAUGAAUGGCAAAAGGCACGGUGAGAACUACACAAAGGAGCUACGAAAGAAAAUGAAGAAAUUAAGAAAGAAGAGAAAAAAUUACAAUAAGCAUAUGAAGAUAUCGAAUAAGCUCAAAAAGAAUGGUAAGUACCAUUUUGAUAAUUCGAGUAACGAUGACAGCUCCAGUAGCAGCCGCUCCGGGUCAUCCCUCCUGUCAGUCGACACCACCAUCAAGGAUGAGGAGGAACGGAAAAAGGCACAUAAAUUGAAGAAGUAUACCAAAAAAAAGAAACUCAAAAAUAAGCACAGGAAGAAAAAAAACUACGAUUCGAGUAGCUCUUCGUCCGGAUUCUCCGCGGAAGAUCUACCGGAGGAUGAGGAAGACGAUCAGAAUGAGGACGACUAUGACGAUGAGGAGCUAGCCAAGGAGAAAAAACGCCGAAAGAAAGAAAAAGAAAAGAGAAAGAGAAAAAAAAAGAGGUACCUUUUCGACCCAAAUUUUUUGUACCACCAUAAUUAUAUGUACCACCCGAACAGCAUUAGCCACGCGAGGAUAAAUAAUCACUUCAAUCCGAUUUUCAAAGGAAGAAAUGACUUGAGAUUAGCAGCGGCGUAUCCACCCUUUGUACUGGAUCACGGGGGGAGAACACCUGUCGGUGCCCCGUUCUACAGAGAAAGCAGGAACGGCCUUAACUAUGGAAGAGACGACCUGAGCGAGACGAACGAGAAUGUGAACGGCCCGAACAACCACAACAUUGUCGAUGAUUUCAUGAAGCAGAAGGAGAGGAUGAUGAAGGCCUACAACAGCAGCAAGGCUCUGUUCGGGAACGCCGGCGCGCAAGACAAUUUGGUGGACCUUCCGGGCAGCAACUUGAAGACAAGCGGCACAGGUAAGGGCGGAAGAGGUCGAAGCGGUGAAAGAGAGAAGAGUAUCACCGCUACAAUGGAUACCACCUGCCCCACCACUGCAAUCGGCGGACCCAUGGACGAGAUCAACUAUCCACCCCGGGGCGCGUAUGCGAACUUAGUGCCACUGAGUGACAUAGAAAGGAACAAUGAGAUCGUCCGCAACGACUUCCUGCCAACGAACUCCAGAGUAGCCAUUAAUGAAGAAGAAGAGGGUGCCCUCCUUUCGGACAAUAACUCCUUAUCGGCGAACAUAAGAUCGAUACAAAUGUCCAGCGACAGACCAAACAGUGCACUAAGGAGAAGCGAUUUGAAAUGCUUAAACGAAGCAAACGAUUCGGAACACAAAAACAUGGAAGUAAACAUCCCAUGGAGAGUCAUAGAACAGCUGCUAGUCCUCCUAGAAGAAGAAACAGGAUAUCGAAGACCAGAUUUAUCCUCCUACAUCAAUUCCUACCACAAUAGCAACUCCAUUUUUGUUUUCUUUUAUCUCUUUGUACAUAUUAACAAUAUAAUUAAUAACAUCAUUAUCCAAUUUAAUCACUCCAAUUUUAUGAAUAGCGAGAUUACCAUGUCUUCUUUCUCCAGGAUAAGUAUCAUUCUAUCCCUAGCGUCGGUAGUUUUCUCUCGAUUGUCCAACUUCUUCUUCGUCUUUUAUGACAACUUCUAUUGCAACAACUAUGGAAGACACUACAGGUACUCAGAUCCUAUCAAUCAUGAAUACCUUAGAGAGCUAAGAAAUCUGUAUUAUUCAAAUAAUGGAAGGAAUGCUCAUUCGAAUAGGAGUACUAGGUUCUUUCAGAAUGACGUCUUCCAUAAUGGCAACUAUGGCAGAGGAAAUAUGGACCCCUUUAACAACGACAGCUCCUCUUACCUACACAACGCCACGGAUAACUAUUACCCCCUACCUUAUAAUGACCUGAGGAGUAGUACAAACAGAACAAACCUGCAACAGGAAUUCGAGGACUAUUAUAAAAACUACCUUAGUACUGUUAAGGGGAACAAGAAUAUGCUUUUGAGGAAAGAGUUUGGUACCCAUAAGGAGAGGAGUAACACUGGUGAACGUUCUCAAGGGAAGGAAGAUGGUGUAAGUAGCAACCGAGUAGGGAAAGUGGACGACAAAGUAGGCAAGGGAGACGGCAAAGGAGACGACAGAGUAGGCAAUUCCAAUCCACAUAGCGAGAAAAAGAUGAGCAGCAGAUUUAGGCAAGGUGGGCAGUGGAAUGGCACCUCCAAUAACGCCUCGAACCAUUUGAACGUCAGCGGGAACAGCAGCCACUGCAACAACCCCUUCUCGAACUUCCCCGGACAGGGUAACAAGUCGCUGCUCUACCCGGGCCUUAAGGAAAGGAGCGAUGAGAAGGAGGGCCCAAAAAAAGGAAGAGAUGGCAUAAAAACCUACGCCGUGAAAGAAGUGCUUAAGGAUGGCCACUCCUUCAAGGGUUACAGCAGCGGAGACCCCAAUGAAAGCAGCGGCAGUAGUGGAGGAGCAGCAGCAGCAGGAAGAGAACACGCAGGACACGGUGUCCCCCUGAACCACAUCUUCAACAACCUCGUUAAAAACAAAAAUGAGGAAAGGGAAAACGGAAAAAUGACCAGUAACAGCAGUCACCCAAAAAGUGCAAAACAUGAAGAAGGAAGAGGGGACGCCCUCAAUGCAACAAAUAGUAACUUCGCCUCCUGUGACAGUAACAUGGAUGAUAUGUACGACGUGUCCGACGAUGGAAAGGAUAAGGAGGUCGCCAACAUGAAGAAUCAUCCUAAGGCUGAAGAUAAAGAUGGCAAACAUGGCGACAAGGGAAAAGGCAUCCAUCCUAGCAGCAUCCCUCAGAAAGAAAAACCAACGGAAAAGGACGCUACUCCACAGGGCGAAAAGGAGGCACAACAAAUCGUACAACAGGGCGGUGACAUAAAGAACGCUGCAAGCAGUAGGACGGAUAGCUCCUCCGUCACCGAAAUUAGGAGGACCCCUUCCGUGAACAACGCCCCCCCGAUGCCCAACAUAAACUUUUCGAACAUUUUAAAUUGUGUGCAGAAUCAACUGGCUGGGGGAGGCGGCGGCCAGCAGGCAGAACCCCCUCGCGAUAAGUUCGAAGGAAUGCCCGAGGAAGUGAAGAACAGAUAUAAGACGUGGGUUGAAAAUACUCAGAUAUUCUCCGGACAGAUGAUUAAAAUUUGGAGAAACAGGCGCCGGUUGAGCAACGCAUACAUUGGCGACGGUUCGUCCAAAGAUGAAAUCUCCUUCAGCAAUUUCUUGCCAUUCCUCUGGAAAAGAAACAUGAGCAACAUAAACUUGAACACGAACCUGGAACUAUCGGACGACCUGCUAAACGCCUUCGACAUGCACGUUCUCGAGUUUGUAAAAAAGUCCAUCAAAAAUAACGAAGACUAUAAGUUGGAGAAAUUUAAAUAUCCGAGUAAGUGA